CCUAUUACAGGUUAUUAAAGCGACACCAACGGCCAAUGGUUGAACGAAAGCGGGCGCAAGUGGCAGAUCUAAAGUUUCAGUCAGAAGCGGAGCUUGGAGAGUGCUCGAGCCUGCUGUCAGGGGAGGAGGAUAAAGAGACGUUGACAGCUGCGCCCACUUGCACCUGCAGCAGCCAGCCACCAUCCUCCGAGGACAGUCGGGCAUGUUCCCAGCUCCAGGAGGAAGAGGAGGACAAAGCUGAACAGCCGGGCGAUCUCUUGAGCCACCUGAGCCAGUUCCUAUACCAGAAGCUGGGCUUGGGCAAUGACGAGGAGCCCGUGCACAUCCUUGACGAACCCAGCAUAGAUGGAAUUGUGCGAUACAUCCAGGGUGGCAAAUGCAAAAACAUCAUUGCCAUGAUUGGAGCAGGCAUAUCGACAGGGGCAGAGAAGACAACUUGGACGUUAACGCCUGCAGGUAUCCCAGACUUCCGCAGCCCAAACAGCGGCAUCUACUCCAAGCUGGGGAAGUUCAACCUUCCCUCACCUGAGGCUAUCUUUGAGAUUGGAUACUUUCGGAGGAAUCCAGCCCCAUUUUAUGCCCUGGCCCGCCAACUCUUCCCGCAGGAUCUUAAGCCAACGCUGAGCCACUACUUCCUGAGGCUGCUUCACGAGAAGGGCCUGCUGCUUCGUCUCUACACGCAGAACAUCGACUGCCUGGAACGUUUGGCAGGCAUCCCAGCGGAGGCCAUUGUGGAGGCACACGGCACUUUCCACAGUUCCCACUGCCUGUCAUGCAACCACGAGUACUCCCUCGAUUGGCUGAGGGAGCAGAUAGCUGCAGAGCCUGUGCCUCUGUGCUUGGACUGCGGCUGUCCUGUCAAGCCAGAUAUUGUGUUUUUCGGCGAGAGGCUGCCGGACCGGUUCUUUGACCUAUCUGAAGAGGACUUUGCCAGGUGUGACCUGCUGCUCAUCGUGGGCACCUCCCUGCAGGUGCAGCCAUUUGCUGGACUGGUGGACAAGGUUCACAAUUCCAUUCCUCGGCUCCUGAUCAACUUGGAGAAAUGUGGCCACAGCAACCUGGUCAGCAAAAUCCUGGGGCUUGGGUGUGGCUUGGACUUCGACUCGGAGGCCAACUUCAGGGAUGUGGCACUCCUGGGCACUUGUGACAGUGGCUGUCAGGAGAUGGCUGACCGUCUGGGCUGGAAGGAUGACUUGUUGCGGCUCAUUGAGCAGGUGGGCGCAGGCAAGGCAGAAGCAGUUGAAGCCAAGGCAGAGGCUGAGCAGAAAGUGGCUGCAGCCCAGCCGGAAAUGGUCAAGCAGCUUGGAGGUGCAACAUGAACGGCGGUGACAGACGGCACCUUUGCCUAAGCCCCCGCUGUAUCUCUAUAGGCUAAAAUACCUUUUUCCCCAUUUUAUGAUCACCUUGUUACAUAUAGAUAUUCUUUACAAGACUAGUUACUCCAUCUUCCAUGUCAAGUUUGUCCAGUAUGUUCCACAAAUCUUGACGGCCCGCCUCGGUGGUUUCGCGGCUAUGGUGUUGCAAUACCAAGCAAGAGGUCGCGGGACCAAAUCCUGGCCGUGGUCGCCACAUUUCGAUGGAGGAGAAAUGCAAAAAAAAAAUGCACAUUAAAGACCCCCUGGUGUUCAAAAUUAAUUCGGUGUUCCCCACUAUGGUAAGCUUCCUAGUCAAGUCGUGGUUUCGGCAUGUAAACCCCAUAAUUCAAUUCAAUUUGGGUACGGCAGUACCAAAAGAAUGCAGACUUCUAACCCGCUAGCAAAAAUAACCGAAUCGUGUGAUAACUGGCAAAUGAUCAUUAAUACAAACAAAACGGUUUGUAUCCUUUUUACACUACACACUUAACGGCAGCCUCAUAACUAGAGUUAACAACAUAAGUAUCUUGGUUUAACAAUAACGUCCGACUUAACAGGACAUCACAUAUUAACAACGUUACUUCUUGUGCAAUACAAAAAUUUUUUUCUCGAAAGGUGCCUGCGGUUAGCACCAACUAGAAUCAAACUUUUAACUUAUAUUACAUUUGUGAGACAUGUACUUGAGUAUGCUAAUCUCGUGUGGUUCCCAUACACUAAAACUAACAUAUCCAAACUGAAAAGCUUCCAGAGAAAGGCAAUUAGGUUUAUCUACCGAAAAUACCAGCACAGUGAUUCACGCACUCUUCUCCUUGCACAAUGAGGGCUUGCAACUUUGGCUGUUCGAGCAAAACGAGUUCGUCUAACAUUUGUGCAUGAAAUACUACACAACCGACUAAAAAUAAAUGCCUCUGCAUACGUUACCUUUUCUAAAUCCCACAUACUUCGUCAUAAUCAUCCGUAUACACUAAACGAGUUCCUUUGUAGUAACAGUACUUUUCAGUGUUCCUUUUUCCCUCGUCUUGCUCGUGAGUGGAAUAACCUAGAUACAUCUAUAAAUAUAAUAUCGCAGUAUGAUUUUGUUAAGUACAUGGAAGAUGAAAUAAGUAGUUAGGAAAAAAAUGUUUUUUUGCACGUAUAAUUGCCAGAACUCCCAUUUUCUGAACUAUAUGUAAACAUUUACCUACUUUGUUUCUUUUUGUUUUUGUAACAUUGUAAUAAUAUUUGUGUACAUGUAACUUGAAGUGUGCUAUUUAUGUGAGUUGCUCUGUUAUUCGUAGUAGUGUUGUUGUAAAAUUGUGCAUUGAACCUGAUUGAUGUAUUUCCAUUUACAUAUUUGGAUGUUUUUACCGUUCGGUAUAUAAAACAUGCAUUGCAUGUGUAAUCAUAUGCCCACCUGCUAUGGUCUGUAAGUAAGACUGGCAGUAUUGUAAAUAUAUGAACCCAAUCUUCUUGAAUUACACUGUCAUAGGCUCCUUUAAUAUCCCGAAAUGCCAGCCAUAUCGUCCUGUGUUCAUUUUCUGCUUUUUCGAUGCACUAUGUCAAUGAGAACAGAUUGUCCUCUAGCCUCCUUUGUUUUCGCAACCGAUUUUGUAGUUCCCCCAGCACUUCCUCGCCCUCAGCCCAUGGCUGCAGUUUGUCCUUUACAAUCUCCAGGCUUUGUCCCCCUUUCGCUUAUAUGUAUUAUGUUCAUGCUACUUAGUCUACACCCAUCGGGGGCUUUACGCUUUGUUAUCGAUUUUCUCACUACUCCUCUUAAUGUUUGCUUAGAUUUUGAUCCAAUGUAUUUAUUAACAUAAUUGGGAUGCCGUCAGGUCCUGUCGAUGGGCUACUAGAAACCCUCUUCUCUGCCUUUUCCGACUCGCUUUGUUCAAGUGGAGCCACUGCACUGACCGUUCUAUCCUCGCAUGAUAGAGUAAUUGCAAUAAUCCGUUGUUCUUUAAAUUUUUUUAUGUCACCAUUGUUAUAUGUUCCAUUGCCUCGUCACCUUCUAGCCGAAUGCUUUAAGCUGUAACUACAAACUUAUGCUCUACUCUAGCCUUAUUGUUCAAGAAGUUGAGAUAUGUCCAGAAAAUUUUAGUGGCUUUUAACGCGACAGCGUUAAAGGCCCGAUGUCGCAGAAAAUCCGGCGUCCGGUGUCGGAGCUCGAAUCUCAAAUCACCCAUAACCAGGCCCUCCAUGUGGCACAAUGAAGUUACCGAACUAAUUGAACAUCUCAAGCUAAAAUACUUAGAAAAAUCGUGAAGUAUGACUAACACAACUUACAGACAUGAUAGCGUCGGUUUGUAAUUUGAAUAUACGGGAAAACAUAAUUCUGUGGCGAGGAAACUCAAACAAACCCCUUUCCCAGCGUUUCUACAUUUCACAGGCCGGCCACAGUGCCUGCCAUUUGCGCGCGCCGGCGUGCGAAUAUCAUAGAGGCCACAGAGCGGUGCGCCUGGUUCUUUGCAACACAUCCAGAUGGCGCUCGCACCCGCCGCAUAUGGAAGAAAGUAAAUGGGCUGGGAAAGUGUUCAGGUAUCUGUACAGGAAAAACAUUGAUUCACAGUGGAGGAAAAGAACUAGGAAGCUUACCAGCAAGUAUGCGGCCUGCUGGGUGGCCAACACAACAACAAAGGUCAAGCGGAAAGUCAGAGAAGCUGAAUUAAUCUCAUGGGUGGCGGCAGUGGAAAAGAAACCUGCCAUGAGUAACUACUUAAGAGGAAAAAACGAAAUCAGGAAAGAAACCAUUUAUGAUAACUCAAAGGGAAGCUCAUUACUUUUCGAAGCGAGAUCAGGGUGCCUUAGAACACGCACCUAUAAAGCGAGAUAUAAGAAGGAAGAAGAAGCAUGUGCUUGCUGUGGUAAAGCUAGGGAAACUACGGAGCAUGUUUUAUUGGAAUGUGAAGACGUCUACCCAGCGGUCGAAUUAGGCACCACUGGCCUCCUUGAAGCCCUUGGGUUCAGAGGGAGCAGUGGUAAAGCAAACAUGUCCGCAAUAGACAUUAGUAAGAGGCGACUGGAGGAUUGGUGGAAGAAAAGUAGGGAAACGACAAAAGACGGAGACGUGCAAAAGCACAGUUCACAAUAGGGGAUCAGAAAAUUUGGGACGUGGUAGUUCAUAGUGUUUUUUUUUGUCUUUUUUCAUUGUUUAACCUAGGUAGAAUAUUAGGCAGUAUAGUAGCAAGAGCUUGGUGGCGCAACCCACUGCCCCGUUCCAAAGGGGACGCUCAUAACAUCCAUCCAUCCAUCCAUCGCGACCCACGCAAGAGGCCGCGUCUUUACCAGAAAGCGUGUCUUCGUGCAUAGCGUUUCAUACGCUGCAUUUGCCGUGCAGCAUGAGAAGCAGUCAGAAAUCUGAAUGUUAUAGCGUUCCACUCAUAAAGGCGAAGCUUAAGCGUCCUCCAAAUUUGUCUAUUCUUUUUCUUUACUUCUGACAACCAUUGGGUCACCUUUCUACUAAUCUUCUUUCGAUUAAUCCCUUCCAUAGUUGAAGAAGUUAUCCCAUUUUCAGUUUACUUCAGUGUCUGGUUCACCCUUUUGCUUAGAAUAUCUGUGUUCCCUGUAUGUUUCUUGACGUUUCUUUACGGCCUUUUCAACCUCCUUAUUUGAGCAGCCUUCCGUCUUCUUUUCCCUUUGGGCCUGACUCGUACGUUACCAAGCUCUACCUCACACAGCCCUGGUAAAUUUGAUUAGUGUUUUCAGAAAUUACUUCCUCAAUUUUUUGUGUUACUAUUUCCAGCUGCUUUUCCGAGUAAAAUAACUUCAAUAGCUCAACAUAGCCUGUGACUUUCUUAAGCUGCGGAAGGCAUCGGCCGCCCGACCACCUAACGAAAAAGCCCGCAUAAAUACCCAGAGAAAGCCCCACGGUAAGUCUUGCGGCUAUUUCGCUAUCCGGCUACCUUUGUCAGCUUCCCUACACCUACCACGGUUUAAAACUGUCGCCCUACAGUGCUUACACCUUGCACAAAAACUCUCAUAAAAAAAAGUACAAAAUCGCUUAGCUUCGGUCGAGGUCGGCCACUGCUGCCUCCUUGCGGUCCGUGUGCAGUCCUCACCAGAAGGCGGCUCUUAUUGUCGAGAUUUAUUAACGAACCAGAAUAUUGUCCUGCAAAUACUUGGGCAGCAGUGGGAGGAGAGGUAAGGAAUCAUCCGUCAAGAAAAAUGUUAAGGACACAGAGAGGGCCGGGUAUGUGGAAAUCAGAGAUGCAAACCAAAUCAGCAUUAUAGACAUACAAGACGUUUAAGCAAGAAAUAGCCAAAGAAAAUAUUUACGAUAACUCUAAGGUAAGCUCGUUGUUUGAGGCCAGGACUGGUGUACUGCGGACUAAAACGUACCGAGCCAGAUACCAGGAGAUAGACUUGUGCGGGGCGUGUGAAGAGGAGGAGGAAACGGCUGAACACCUGAUACUUGCUUGUAAACAACUUCGCCCUGCAGGUGAAUGUAACGGGGAACUAUUCAAAGGUUUGGGUUUUAAAGACAGUGAAAGCAAAAUAGACUUUGAACAGGUAGAAAUAACUAAACGGAGGCUAUCUGAUCGGUGGAUAAUAUCAACGCAUAAGUAGAGUAAAUACAUUAGUAUACAUGCAUAUAGUACCAUACAAGACUAGGUGGCGCGCGCCGCCGCCGCCCGAUUCAAAGGGUUGAGCCUCAUUCCUCUAUCCAUCCAAUGGCGCAGCUCUCGCGCUACGAGGACAUAAAAUUUUGGUCUAUAUAUCGAACUAUUUCGCAAUACCCUUUGAGUUUGAUAUUAUCGGGAUCAACUGUAAGGCCAUUCAACGUGGCGUUGUAGUCACAGUCAAAGAAGGUCAAGCCAAACCUCAACAAUACCGCUUUCUUUGUGCAGCAUCUCAACUCACAUGUUUUGUAGUGAGUAAUGCGAGAAGGAACACUGAAUACGUUAUUAAGAUACAAUUACUUGGGAUGUGGGCGUUAGAAUCUGACAUGUUAAUCUUGCUACACCAACUUGUGGCUUUACAUUUAGAUUUUUUGAGCAUAUUGACACGUUUACUGUUGCUUAUCUUUCUCGGUAGACCUCUUUUCACCGGCUAACAAAUGUUGAAUGUUAUCGCUUAGCUCAGGACGCGCCUGCAUGUGUCGAAAGUUUCUCGAAUGUUAUGGAUGGUUCUAUUCGUUGUCUGUUGUAACCGAACAUUGUGUAAUCUGAUUGUAUGCUUGACACAAACUGUGUAGUGCUUUCUGGAAGACACAGGAGCACCAGCGAUUACUCUGGAACCUUCGAUGACGCAUAUAUGAAGGCUAACGCACUUGACCCGCAGAUCAGAUUUCGACGAUGGCUGACUGUGUUCGCCGCUAUCAUUGUGCAUUGAGUGCAACGUGCUUUUGAGGGUACAUGCUUGCCCAAUAAAAAGUUAGUUUCGUGA
Messenger RNA from Dermacentor albipictus, 6713 nucleotides. It is a transcript of the gene Sirt2, whose product is annotated as Sirtuin 2. The record is from RefSeq and is a predicted model, not a curated record. Gene Ontology annotation, cellular component: nucleus. Lineage: Eukaryota; Metazoa; Arthropoda; Arachnida; Ixodida; Ixodidae. Gene Ontology annotation, molecular function: histone deacetylase activity, NAD-dependent; NAD+ binding.